This is a messenger RNA of Hermetia illucens (black soldier fly), 1569 nucleotides long. Its product is annotated as rRNA N6-adenosine-methyltransferase ZCCHC4. NCBI's taxonomy places the organism in Eukaryota, Metazoa, Arthropoda, Insecta, Diptera, Stratiomyidae. Gene Ontology annotation, cellular component: nucleolus; cytoplasm. Gene Ontology annotation, biological process: rRNA methylation. The record is from RefSeq and is a predicted model, not a curated record. Gene Ontology annotation, molecular function: nucleic acid binding; rRNA (adenine-N6-)-methyltransferase activity; zinc ion binding. The transcript has 5 exons. Bases 122 to 1408 code for a protein of 428 amino acids.
GGUCCGUGUAUUCAUUCGAAGAGUCUCAUUUGAUAAAUAUCAGAUUAUUCUAAACAGCCGAGUCCUGGUGCUGUGAGACCGUCUUAUCGGCCUGAAAAAAACUAUAAAAACUGUCAAAUAGAUGAAUAAAUUAGCUAAAAUGGGUGACAAAUACAAAGUAGUGCCUGAGGACGUGGUGAACCAUCCACAUUGUCAACAUGGACCCACUUUACUUUUCGCGCGCACAAGUCGUAAUUCACAAGAUCCAGAGUUCUUCUAUGGAUGUUCGGCUUGUAGAAGUAGGAAAGAGUGUCCUGUGUGGAUUCCAAAAGAUGAAGGCAGCUUGCAGUCGCGAAAGACUAAUUGGUCAGAGAAACAUUUCAAGUUCGGAUUGAGUAGGAGGACCGUCCGCGAAAAGAUCCUUGCAACGAAGGCCAAACACCGGAGAUAUUGCCACGAUUGUGAUUCAUUGUUUAGUAAGAAAGAUAAAAGUGCGAGGACUCAUAUUGACCACGACGUUUUAGUUGGAAUAACUGAUGAAGGUUUGAAAGAACCAACGAAAUUUCUACGACCCAAGGAUGAUGAGAAGACGCAAGCUCAGUACUUUUUCACAGAUGAAACACUACGAACUUUCCAUCGGAUUUUUCGGAAGCUCGGGAUCAGAAAUGAAAACGUCCUGCUUUUCGUGGACCCGCCCUUCGGAUGUCGAUCAGAACCGCUCACCCAAUCCAUCAAGGAAAUAUCUAGAACUUUUGGACGAUUAAAUAAUGCCAAUCAAUCGCUUCUACCAGUGUUUUGGAUUUUCCCCUAUUAUAUGGAGAAUUACGUGAAAAAUUCCAUGCCAGAAAUGGAAAUGUGUGACUAUAAAGUUGACUACAUGAAUCACAACUCAUACAGCAGCGACAAGGAAACUUCGCGAAAAUUCGGGAGUCCAGUGCGCAUUUUCACCAACGUUCCACUGAAGCAAAUCGAACUGCCGGAGAGUGAGGGUUACAAGUACUGCUCCCUAUGUAAGCGUUGGGUUGCCGCGGAGAAUCAGCAUUGUACGUACUGCCGCGAUUGUCCAUCAAAAAACGGGCAAUCUUACAGACACUGUCAACUGUGCGCUACUUGCGUGAAACCAAACUAUGUCCAUUGUCGCUCAUGUGGGCGGUGCACUCAAGCAAGCGGUCACUCGUGCGCAGAGUAUCAAGCGGCCCUGAAUUGUUGGAUAUGCCGGAAACGGGGACAUUCAGAGAGGAAGUGCACAGCCUGGACGGAAAUUCUGAAGCGGACAGGUGCCAAGCACGGCGCUAGCAAUGUCCGCAAGGGCAAACGACGAUGUCUUAUUUGUAGUGUGGUUGGGCAUAAUGAGAAACGGUGCCCGCAAAGGGAACGACUGCUAAAGGAGGUUACUUUUCUAGGACAAGUUUCAAACAUUUUCGAUUAGUUUAACUAACACUUUAUUCGAAUGUUUCUUUUCAAUUAGACAUGCUGAGUUUGAACAUAAAUUUGUGUACUUUUUAACGAUUCUGUUUUGUACAAAACUUUCUUGACAAUGCGUUAGACGCUUUUUAGUUCUAAUGUGUAAAUAAAAAUAAUUAGAGAACA